Molecule: messenger RNA, 1860 nt
Organism: Pocillopora verrucosa
Lineage: Eukaryota; Metazoa; Cnidaria; Anthozoa; Scleractinia; Pocilloporidae
Cellular component (GO): membrane
Source: RefSeq, a predicted model, not a curated record
GAAAUUUGCAGAUUGAGCAUUUCUGAUAACUUGUCGUCACAACGCGGACGCACUGUUCAGCAGUAAUCAUGGCCCCGAGAGGACAUUUUACUACAGGAAGUCUUUCAGCGUUCCUUUUCCUUGGAAUAAUCAGAGGAACUUUCCCGGUGGUUAUGUAUUGCGCGGUACAUUCUUACAACUCACCGAGUCUCGUCUUUCUUCUUCGAACGCCAGGGACUGUAGCGCUUUACAUUGUUUACAUGACCUUCCUUUCAUCAACAAACAGUGAACAUAAAGAAAAUUUCCGAAAUAACUUCAAAUCAGUAAGGAAUCUCUGGAAAUUUGCUGUGAUGGGAUUUGUUCAGUUAGCUGCUCCCUACAUCCUGUUUAUGUACGGCUUGAAAGUGUUAAAUCCUAUUACAGCCGGAGUGUUUAUGACAGCAGCUCCGUGGUUUUCAAUUCUUUUAGAGAGACUGCCUUGUGGCAGGUCCACAUAUCAAGUUUCUGCAAGCAAACUUGGUGCAAUUGUCAUUGGAUCUAUUGGAAUCAUUUUGGUCUCAGCCUCAGGCAUUGGUUUAGCUGUAAAGAAUCCCAAAUCUUGUCUACCAAAUGGCACUACAGUACCAAUGAACAUCAGUGACAAUACAACUGUGUCACCCUCAGUAAAUGAAGAGAACAUGUCUAAAUGUACCCCAUUUUCAGCUGUAGAGUUAGCUGGAUCUUUACUGGCUCUUUUGGGUGGAUCAGUAAUGUGGUCAAUGAGCUCAAUAUUUUGGCGCUCCAAGAGAGGAAAUAUUCACUAUGUCAGUGGUGGUAUUGGUAACAAUAUUUUUGGUGGGAUCUUUGCUCUGGGACUUUUCUUUAUCAUGCAAAAACAUGAGGAUUAUGAUCAGAUAAACUGGGGGGAUGGCAAGGCAGUUUUCUCAAUAAUUUUCCUUACUUUGAUAUCUGGAUGGCUGGCUGCACUGCUAGUGGAUUACAUGAUGAAUGAAGUUGGGGCUGUGGUGACUAACCGCGUCUUAUGCAUGGUCCCAAUAGUAGUCUGGUUCGAGGACUGGAUAUUUGUCAGAGAAUUUAAGAUGCUAGAUGUUGGGUACAUUAUUUCCGAGGUUGUAGGUAUAGUACUUGUGUUGGUUGGUCUAACUAUUUCCAGUCUGGAGCCUGAGAAUUUGCCAAGUGUGCUUGGUAGACCGCUAUUAAGCGACAAGGAACAGUCAUGGGAUAGUACACAGUUCUACGAGAACGUUCGUAUAGUUGACGAUGGCACGACUUCCGAUGAAGAGGUGAGGACCCCCAAUUACCUUCAGCAGUCAAAGUCUUUCCCACCUUUGGUGAAAAUAACGGAUCAGGAUCAUUGACACUCAGUGAGGGAUGCAUUAUCAGCCUCUAAAUGCUCAUUGCUAUGUAAUUAAGAGCGCAAGAUACUAGUAUAAAGGAAGUACAGUUUCUAAGGCAUUGUUGGUGGAGAAAGAGAUCGCAGGUUUUCAGUCUGAAACAACACCACAGAAUGAGUGUAAGCAAUGAAAAAUACAACCAUGUGCUUCAUUUGAAGUCCAGGAAACAUUUGUUUUAAACAACAACGUUUUUGUACAACUUUUGAAAACGAAAGAGAUUGAAUUAUGCUACGUCAAAGUACGGGUUCAUUAUCAGGGACUUCUUCAGAGCGAUAUAAAUUAGUUCGGUAUUAAACAGAUAUUUUAUUUGUGGAAAUUAAUUAUAAGGCUUUUUGUAAUAGCCUUGUACAGCUGUAAAUAUUCUCAGACUGUUUAGAACAUAUUCCUGUCUGAGAAAGCCUUUUUCUGAAGAGUGGAAUUUUUGUAAUCAAAGCAACUGUCUUCAUACAUCACAUAGCUAUGCUUUUAAAGAUUUCUAUUGAAAAUU